Fusarium tjaetaba is the source of this 1707-nucleotide messenger RNA. RefSeq names its product FAD binding domain protein. The record is from RefSeq and is a predicted model, not a curated record. The coding region runs from base 1 to 1707 and encodes 568 amino acids. Lineage: Eukaryota; Fungi; Ascomycota; Sordariomycetes; Hypocreales; Nectriaceae. The transcript is spliced from 4 exons. Gene Ontology annotation, molecular function: FAD binding.
AUGAGCCCUCCAAGCACCACAGACGUACUGAUUAUUGGAGCUGGUCCCAUGGGCCUUCUGACUUCCAUUGGUCUUGCCAAGCAAAGCAUUGACACGAUCGUGCUAGACAAACGAGAGCGCAACGUACAAGUCGCCACUGGCCGCGCCAGUACGCUCUAUCCUCGCUCUCUGGAGCUCCUCGAGCCCCUAGGUGUGACUGGUGACCUGCUCCAGAAGGGAUUCGUGGCCCGAAAUAGCGUCAACUUCAAGAACGGCUCGAGAGUCAACGAACGUGGCUGGAACGACAUGUUUGAUCACCUCAAGCUUAGCUACCAUGACUACGUUUUGAACAUUCGCCAAUGUAACUCUGAGGAGGUCUUUCUCUCCCACUACGAAAAGUGUGGCAAAUCUGUUUGGUAUGGUUGGAAAUUAGUGGCUUACAGCAUCGACACCUCUCUCAACGAUGGAUUUCAUAUCACUGCUGUCCUUGAACACCCAACCAAGGGUCAAAGUCAUGUUCGCAGCAAAUAUCUCCUUGGAGCUGACGGGGGGUCGUCAUCUGUCCGACAACUAAGCGAUAUCACCAUGGACUUCCAAUCGACCAGUUAUGAAUGGAUCCGAAUCGAUGGGAAAAUGACAACAGAUAUGCCGGGCGCUUCCCUCGGUUUUGCCUCUAUCGAGACAGAGCAUCAUGGGAACGUCUUAUGGGUCAAACUGGAGGGAGAUGCCAAUCGCAUCGGAUAUGCUUUAACCCCGCAUCUUCUGGCUAAGUAUCCCAACGGCAUCACGGAGAGUGAAGCUGUCCAGGAAGCCAUCGAUUCUGUCAAGCCAUUUAAGCUGCAAGUUGAUAGACUUGACUGGUGGACCCAUUACAAGAUUCGACAGGGAGUUACACAGUUGUUCCGAAAGGACAAAUAUGUCCUGCUCGGUGGAGACGCUGCUCAUAUUCAUUCCUCUGGAUUUGCCCAAGGCAUGAAUACUGGCAUCCACGACGCCACUAACCUGGUCUGGAAGUUGGCUGGAGCCGUCAAAGGCUGGUACAAAGAUUCAGUCCUCGACACGUAUCAUACAGAGCGACAUGCAGCAGCGACACGACUGAUUGAAAUUGAUACAGAAGCUUCGAGUGUCAUUUCUGGUGUUAUCCCUCCACGAUGGGAGUCCCUGGGGCUCACCCCCGAUGAGAUUUUAUGGAAAACCUGGACCGAGAACAUCAGCUUCAACGUUGGGCUGGGUGUUUCAUAUUCCAAGUCAGUCAUUAAUCAUACUACUCGUGAUACUUGCCUGGAGACUGGCAAACGUUGUCCUGAUGCCCUGAUUCGUGGUCCGGGCAUCAACGUUCCUCUGCGUCUCUACGAUACUCUUCUGCAGGACGGAACCCCCGGUCGCUGGAGUAUCGUAGUGUUUGCCGGUAACACCGCACUAACAAAAAAGGGUUUCGAAACCGUUAGGAGCAGUUUGGAGAAGGUGGCAGACUCACACCAAGACAUGGUUCGUCUUGUAACCAUCGUGGCUGGUUGUGCGGGGAGUGCUUGGUCCGCUCUCGACGGACCUGCUCUAGGUAAUUGCUACUUUGACGGAGAUGGAAGCGCCCACGGACAGUAUGGAGUAGACCUGGCUGCAGGAGCUAUCGUUAUUAUACGUCCGGAUACUAUUCUUAGUUUUGCAACGGGCUUUAGCGAUGUUUCUAGUAUAGCAGAUUACUUUACUCAGUUUAUUGAUUAUAUUUAG